This is a messenger RNA of Anarrhichthys ocellatus (wolf-eel), 3256 nucleotides long. Its product is annotated as vesicular, overexpressed in cancer, prosurvival protein 1. The record is from RefSeq and is a predicted model, not a curated record. Gene Ontology annotation, cellular component: cytoplasmic vesicle membrane. Lineage: Eukaryota; Metazoa; Chordata; Actinopteri; Perciformes; Anarhichadidae. The annotation marks the transcript as partial. The transcript is spliced from 3 exons.
GACCGGUGUAUAUUCUGAGGCUAACUGCUGACCUGUAUGCCUCUCUGUGUUGUAGAUGUCGCUCCUAUGAGGACUGCUGUGGGACUCGCUGCUGUGUGAGAGCCCUGUCCAUCCAGAGACUAUGGUACUUCUGGGUGCUGCUGAUGAUGGGAGUGCUGUUCUGCUGCGGUGUCGGCUUCUUCGUCCGCAGAAGGAUGUAUCCGUCCCCUCUGAGAGACGAGGCAGCCUUCAACGUCUCCUUCACCAGGCACCCUGCCACCUCCCCAGUUUCCCAGCAGCCGGGGAGUAUGCAGGGCUUCGGGGUCAACGGGAUGACUGGUGGCGACCCGGGGGUCACCCUCACACACCCGGCAUACCCACCACAGCCUGGCUCCGCCCAUAUGAUGAUGGGCUCCUACCCACCGCCUCCGUCCUACUGCAACCACCCGCCUCCGUCCUAUGAACAAAUAUUUCAAAACAGCGACAAGAAGUAACUUCCGCAAGGUACUAAAGAGAUGGAACUUGACAAGUGGAAAAAAGGGAAGGAAGGAGGCAGUGAGAGGAAGUUCAGUUGGAGAUGAGGGAGAGGAAGGCCUGCCAAAUGUCUUCAACUCAACUUUUUGUGGAUGUAAGACUUGGAAAACGCACACAAUGUCUUGUCCUGUGGAAAAAGACCAGAAGAGGCCCAGUAACCAGACACACACACACACACACACACACACUCGUUUACUCACGCACACUGCUUCAUCUGCUCCUGAUUUACGUGGAUCCAUCUGUACAGUGAUCGUGCCGGCCUCGAUGAACUUAAAGACGAGCGAGGAAGCACCCGUUCAGGUUCUGGAUUCACCCCACUGUCACCUGUUCUCCUCCACCCUCCCGAUGUAACUACAGCUAACCCUGUACAGCAGUGAACAGGAACUCAUCAUGUGUUAGAAUGCUUCACGGGAAGUCUUUUAAUAACUCUUCAGGAAUAUUUUCAACUGAACAGCUGAGAAGUGUGAUACACGUUAUUAUAAAAAAAGACAUCUCUGUACAAACCGUCCAUUUUCAAAGGAUGACACCGACUUAUUCUCCAUCCAGCAUUUUACUGCAAGAUGGGCCCUUUACUAAAUGAUGACUUCUUGAUCCAUUUUUUAUUACGGUAUGUGUAGUCCUGUUAUGUAACGACGUAAGGAGCUGCUCCGGCAGUCACCGAAGGAAUCGGACGAGGACAGACACUGCCAGUGGUUCACAUGUUACCGUACUGUUGGAGAGGAAGAUCGCGUCAGGAGCUACAGUGACUGACGCGGGCUAUUCCUGGCCAGCUAGUGCGUUGGUGGUUAGCUCACCAGCAGUUCACUAACUAGCCCUGCUGAUAAGGUUUCUACGUCACCAAACGUUUUCAAAUCAAACAUUGAAAGAGUCAAAAGACACCACCUCUGAUGUGAGCAGGCCUUUAGCCCUGAAUUAGCUACUUUCCUUGUGUUAUUUGGAUCAGUUCAUUAGCAAGUGAACGCUGAUUCAAACCAACUGUCUAUAACAGUAGCUCCUUCCUAGAUGAGCUGAAUUGAAUGUUCAGUACUGGUGUUCAUAUUGGAUUGUAUUUCGAUGUUGUUGCUUGUGAUGGAGGCUUUGCAGCAUGUGGACACUUCUGGAGUACCUCCAACUCAGAACUGCAAUCAGGACUAAAAUUACUUAAUUUGUCCAGCCAACAGUCUAAAACCCAAGACAGUCAAUGAACUGUCAUAUACCACAAAACCAGCAGCAGAUUCAUGCUGGUGCUGUAUGUGUGGAGGAAACAGCAAUGAUCUCCUCUGUGUGCAUGCUGUACUCGCAGAGUGACACGUUGUUUGUUGAACAGCAGCCGCUUUACACUAAUCAACAGCAUCUAACAGUAAGACGAGCAUAGCAUCAGCAUAUUUUCCAUCUUGGUCCUUCUGCAUGGACGGACAAACAGGAUGUGACAUCACACAGUAGGCCCACGUUAUGGAGAAGCAUUUAGAUCCCAUUCAAAUAAGUCAGUAAACAUGUAAAGGGACGUAUUCCCAUAAAUAAAUGUGUGUACAGAUGUUUGAAUCGUACGGAGUGAGACAAGUGGAUGCAUGUGGUCAUUCUUCUUCUGCUCUCUGACUGUGAGGUCGCUGUUGUAGCUGAGGCUGGUGGAUGUGCUGUGUAGGAGCUGCAGCGGUGAUCCGUGCUCGUCCGUCCACUCGGCUCAUUUCUCUGAAGCAUGGCUGUUGCAUCUCUCCGUGCACGUCCGAUGGAAACAAACUGAAGGGAAAUCAGUCGAGACAGCAUGCCUUUUGUUCGGCCGUUCACAUGACCUGGACCGGAUUUAACUUUAGAUUUUUCUCCUGCUGCAACAAACAUCUCAAGUACAUUUAAGAUACAAAUGCUGAAUUCUUUGUCACGGUGAAAGGAAGCUGCGACGGUAACACCGUUUCUGCCUGAGUCGAUCAAACCUUGAUUGCAAUCCAGUUUUUUCAAUGCGUUUCUUUUCUUAAAUAUCCGAUAAACAUCAUGGGAGAGCUGCUAUCCACACCAUGAAGCACAACUAGACUGAGGAGGGAGAAACCUGCGUUAUAAGCAACGUCUGCCAGAAAGAAAAUUAUUGACUUCGAAGCUGCGAAUGUGGUGAGAAAAGAGUUCACUUUUCCUCCAACAUUCUUUCUCACAUCUUUGUCCAACACCUGAGGUUUGUAAAGAAAAAGGUAAAGGGAUACAUUGAGCUGGAGCUAGAAGGCAAUUAUCUUAGCUUAGCAUAAGAGCCGACAUCUUUUAUUGGGAAACAACAAAACAAAACAGAAACGCACAUACCAAUACAAGGUCAAUAAUGACCAUGUUGUUCCCAUUUGUUUAAUCAGACAACUCUGCACAGCUGUUAUUACGUUUCUGAUUGUGUUGGCUCACGUUUGUUGUUGUACGGUGUGUUUGGCUAGCCGCUAACGGCUAACGUAACUACCAGUACACACACUGCUGUUCUGCUGCUAGGCGGGCAGGCCGCUUGCUGAGCUUUAUUCUGUUCUUGGCAAGAUUGGACGACGUGUCUUAUAUGACGACUUCGAGUCAAUUGUCUGCAUACAUCGCCGCUUGUUUCUGAGUUUGAACGAAGUGUGUUUUACUGCGUCUGAACAGUCCAUUGGUGUCUAGACGGGGGGAUUAAAAAAGCGUGGGAUGUAUUCAUUCAAUCGCACACUACAGCAGUAGUCACAGGUGGAGAUCUGAAUUGUAUAUGUGUGUGUGUGUAUGUGUAUGUAUAUAUGUAUGUGUGUAUGUGUAUGUAUAUAUGUAUGUGUGU